Molecule: messenger RNA, 5227 nt
Organism: Salvelinus fontinalis (brook trout)
Lineage: Eukaryota; Metazoa; Chordata; Actinopteri; Salmoniformes; Salmonidae
Product: zinc finger protein 883-like
Exons: 5
Coding region: 280-2130 (616 amino acids)
Biological process (GO): regulation of transcription by RNA polymerase II
Molecular function (GO): RNA polymerase II cis-regulatory region sequence-specific DNA binding; DNA-binding transcription factor activity, RNA polymerase II-specific
Source: RefSeq, a predicted model, not a curated record
GCAGGCGCACAUCAUUCUUCAUAAUAAAGGAAAGGCCAGAAUUGUGCAGUCGAGACGACAACUUCUGUGUCCGUUUCAAAUGUAUUACUGCUGGUAUGUAAUAGCACGUUCUAAUAUCGAAAGGACAUGCCAUAACAUGCUAGGUCAAGUCUGAGGCCGGUAACAUCAACAGUGAGGACAAACCCAGCCUGCCUCUCUCCUUCCACACUGAGUAGAAACCUACAGUCACUGGGUCCUGAUUGUGACAGUGGAGCCCAGUUUGCACUGCAGGAUCCAGAGAUGGCAUCAGUGAAGCUGGAAGACUGCAGUCAAGCACUGGAGCUGAAUGUCAACAUUAAAGAUGAAGAAGAGGAGGAGGAGAUUGGGACAUCUGUUUCUCAUGGUAUGAGGCCGGUAACAUCAACAGUGAGGACAGACCCAGCCUGCCUCUCUCCUUCCACACUGAGUCCAAACCUACAGUCACUGGGUCCUGAUUGUGACAGUGGAGCCCAGUUUGCACUGCAAGAUCCAGAGAUGGCAUCAGUGAAGCUGGAAGACUGCAGUCAAACACUGGAGCUGAAUGUCAACAUUAAAGAUGAAGAAGAGGAGGAGAAGAUUGGGGAAUCUGUUUCUCAUGGACGACUAGAAUUAAGUCUGAGGCCGGUAACGUCAAUAGUGACGACAAACCCAGCCUGCCACUCUCCUUCCACACUGAGUCCAAACCUACAGUCACUGGGUCCUGAUUGUGACAGUGGAGCCCAGUUUGCACUGCAGGAUCCAGAGAUGCCAUCAGUGAAGCUGGAAGACUGCAGUCAAACACUGGAGCUGAAUGUCAUCAUUAAAGAUGAAGAAGAGGAGGAGAAUAUUGGGAAAUCUGUUUCUCAUGGAGACCAUGUUGAGACAUUCUCUACAUCCAGAGAGCAACAGCAGGAAGAUCACAGUGCUAAGAGGUCUCACCCCUGCCCACAUUGUGAGGAGAUUUUCCCAUUUUUAUCGAAGCUGAAAAUACACCUAAAAAAACACACAGAAGAGAAUCGGUAUUCCUAUACUGACAGUGGGAAGAGUUUCACAACAUCCAAGACUCGGACAGUUCAUCAGACAGUGCACACUAAAGAGAAGACUUACUCCUGCUCUGAGUGUGUAAAAUGCUUCACAACAUCAACUUGGCUAAAAGUUCACCAGAGAACACACACAGGAGAGAAGCCUUACUCCUGCUCUGAUUGUAUAAAAUGCUUCACAACAUCAGCUAAACUAAAAGUUCAUCAGAGAACACACACAGGAGAGAAGCCUUACUUUUGCUCUGACUGUGGAAAGAGUUUCUCUCUAAUGUGCAACUUAAAACGACAUGAACGUAUACACACAGAGAAGGUUUACUCCUGCUCUGAUUGUGCGGCGAGUUUCUCGCUACUGUGCAAAUUAAAACGACAUGAACGUAUACACAAAGGAGAGAAGCCUUACUGCUGCACUGACUGUGGAAAGAGUUUCUCGCGAUUGAGCCACUUAAAAACACACGAACAAAAACAUACAGGAGAGAAGCCUUACUCCUGCUCUGACUGUGGAAAGAGUUUCUCUCUACUGGGCCAGUUAAAAAUUCACCAACAUAUACAUACUGGAGAGAAGCCUUACUCCUGCUCUGACUGUGGAAAGAGUUUCUCUCGACUGGGCCACUUAAAAACACACGAACAAAAACAUACAGGAGAGAAGCCUUACUCCUGCUCUGACUGUGUAAAAUGCUUCACAACAGCAACUGAGCUAAAACUUCAUCAAAGAACACACACAGGAGAGAGGCCGUACUCCUGCUCUGACUGUGUAAAAUGCUUCCCAACAUCAACUAGGCUAAAAGUUCAUCAGAGAACACACACAGGAGAGAAGCCUUACAUCUGCUCUGACUGUGCGGCGAGUUUCUCUCUACUGUGCAACUUAAAACGACAUGAAAGUAUACACACAGGAGAGAAGCCUUACUCCUGCUCUGACUGUUCAGCGAGUUUCUCUCUACUGUGCAACUUAAAAAGACAUGAACAUAUCCACACAGGAGAGAAACCUUAUCACUGCACUGACUGUGAGAAGAGAUUCUACAGAUUGAGCCAUUUAAAAAGACACCAAUGUAUACAUAAAGGAGAGAAGCAUCAUCAGAUCUCUCAGACCAGCUAAGAUUAGACACUCCACUUAAUUCUCAUCUCAUAAAGUAAUUGGCAACGUUGAAUUGGAACAAAUGAAGAAAGUGUAAAACACUAUAUUGUAAUCCUAUUGUUUCUCACUGUGAGAGAACCAUGCAGAGGAAAGGGAGAGUUAUAGAAUGUUAGCCUCUCUUUACUGAUCAUUGUGCACCUUGUCAGUUUUGGUGUGUUUUGUUAGCUUCUACUGUAAAGAUAUUGAGAUGACCUUGGAUUUGCCCUUAGGGUUGAAUAUCCUCUGUGAGGCGUCUCACAAUGGAGUCUGAUGGUUGACUGGGUGGUACUGCUUCCCCCUGCAGUUUUCUGUGGGAAUGAGCUGGUAGUCACAACAUACUCUGAGUGUACAAAACAUUAAUGACACCUGCUCUUUUCAUGACAUAAACUGACCAGGUGAAAAGCUAUGAUCCUUAAUAAUGUAGUUGUGGUGUAUUUAUUAUGGAUUCAUUUUGGAUCCCCAUUAGCUUUCAGUAGGAAACAGGAUGUUGCAGUGGGCUAAGGAAUGAAGACACUGGAUACUGGAGAAUGAAUUUGAACAACAUUUCCUGGUCUGAUGAAUCCCUGUUCCUGCUGUUUCAUGCUGAUGGGAGGACUAGGGUAUGGAGGAAACCACGAGUACAUGCAUCCAGUGGUGGAAAAAGUACCUAACUGUCAUACUUGAGUAAAAGUACCUUAAUAGAAAAUUACUCAAGUGAAAGUCACCCACUAAAAUACUACUUGAGUAAAACGUCUGCUAAAUGACUUAAAUGUAAAUGUAAAUGUAAAAGUAUUUGGUUGUAAAUAUACUUAAGUAUCAAAAGUAAAAAUAUGAAUAAUUUCAAAUUCCUGAAAUUAAGCAAACCAGAUGGCACAACUGUGUUGUUUUUUCUUUAGGAAUUUAGUGAAAUAAAAGUUGUCAACAAUAUAAAUAGUAAAGUACAGAUACUACUAAAGUAGUUCUUUAAAGAAAUUAUUCUAAAGUACUUUACACCACUGUAUGCAUCCAUGCCGUGUGUCAGCAUUGCAGGCUGGUGGGGUGAUGGUGUGUUUUCAGGGCACACAUUGGGCCCCUUGAUAAAGGUUGAACAAUGUUUGAAUGCCACAGGAUGUCUAAACAUCAUUGCCAAUCAGGUGCAUCCCUUCAUGGCAGCAGUGUAUCCUUCUGCAAAUAGAUUUCUUCAGCAGGAUUAUGCCCCAUUCCACAAGGCUUGUCCACGAAUGGUUCCAAGAACAUGACAGUGAAUUCAGCUUACUGCAGUGGCCUGCCGAGUCACCAGAUCUCAAUCCAAUUGUUCAUCUGUGGGAGGAGAUAGAACGAGCUGAUGAUGAUCAGUUUUCAGCAUUAGUUUGGGUGGAUUAUUAUACAACUUUUGUUUAAUGAUAAACAGGCUAUGAAUCGACUACUUGUGUUUAUUAAAUUGUCUUUUAAUACUGGAUUCAUUAUUUUAGUCAUUGAUGAUGAAUGUAUUUGAAUAACUGUAUUGAAGUUAAUUGAUCUGGCGGCAGGUAGCCUAGCGGUUAAGAGUGUUGGGCCAGUAACUGAAAGGUUGCUGGUUUGAAUCCCGAGCCGACUAGGUGAAUAAUCUGCCAUUGUGCCCUUGAGCAAGGCAAUUAACCCUUAUUUGUCCUGUAAGUCGCUCUUAUCCAGAGAUCUGCUAAAUGACACAAAUGUAAUGAAAAAUGUUUGUACAUGAAUUCAUGCUGGGCAACCUCCUCUUCUCUUGUGUAUAAUUAAAUUAAAUAAACUGAAGUGAAAUACUGUAUAUACAAUACACAACAUUACUGCUUUGUUGACCCUGUCCCUCUGGCCAGGGUAAUAGUAAGCAAAUUUUUCGGACAAUUUUUUUUAAAAGAGAGGCUACCUGGAUCUUUAAUUUAAAGACCCUUGCUCCCUUCAUUCUCAAUGUAGACUUUGAUCUGAAGCCAUUCUUGUGAUUGUGCUAUUCAUUGUAAAUGUUUGUAGGCCUAUGUAGCAAAAUUGUAUCUGUGAUCGUAUGCUCUCAUGUUUUUGAUGUUAUUUUUUAUCUAAGAAUUAACCCCAUGAUAUCAGGGCACACCCGGCCAUGAUUACAGACACCUGUGUGUGUCCUUUGACACUAUGUAAACUAGUGACGCACAGUGUUUCUCAUUAUACCCUGAUGAAGACUUUGGUUAUUAAAUUAUUGCGUUUGAGCUUUUAAAGUGUGCGUCUCUCCUUUCCCUUUUCAAGUGUUCUACUCCGCUAGCCAGCACCUCCACUAAACAGGUGUUCUACUCCGCUAGCCAGCACCUCCACUAAACAGGAGUGCGCUUCUUUCGCCUCCAGGUCUCUGUUUGUAAGUCAUGGAUAUAAUAUGUCUCUCUGUAAGUCAUGGAUAUAAUAUAUCUUUCUGUUUGUAAGUCAUGGUUAUAAUAUGUCUCUCUGUUUGUAAGUCAGGAUAUAAUAUGUCUCUGUAAGUCAUGGAUAUAAUAUGUCUCUGUAAGUCAUGGAUAUAAUAUGUCUCUCUCUGUAAGUCAUGGAUAUAAUAUGUCUCUCUCUGUAAGUCAUGGAUAUAAUAUGUCUCUCUCUGUAAGUCAUGGAUAUAAUAUGUCUCUGUAAGUCAUGGAUAUAAUAUGUCUCUCUGUAAGUCAUAGAUAUAAUAUGUCUCUGUAAGUCAUGGAUAUAAUAUGUCUCUCUGUAAGUCAUAGAUAUAAUAUGUCUCUCUGUAAGUCAUAGAUAUAAUAUGUCUCUCUGUAAGUCAUGGAUAUAAUAUGUCUCUCUCUGUAAGUCAUGGAUAUAAUAUGUCUCUCUGUAAGUCAUGGAUAUAAUAUGUCUCUCUCUGUAAGUCAUGGAUAUAAUAUGUCUCUCUCUGUAAGUCAUGGAUAUAAUAUGUCUCUCUCUGUAAGUCAUGGAUAUAAUAUGUCUCUCUGUAAGUCAUGGAUAUAAUAUGUCUCUCUCUGUAAGUCAUGGAUAUAAUAUGUCUCUCUGUAAGUCAUGGAUAUAAUAUGUCUCUCUCUGUAAGUCAUGGAUAUAAUAUGUCUCUCUGUAAGUCAUGGAUAUAAUAUGUCUCUCUCUGUAAGUCAUGGAUAUAAUAUGUCUCUCUGUAAGUCAUGGAUAUAAUAUAUCUCUGUAAAAACAA